GGAAGCCCGACCGCGACAGCAGCGGGACAGGCGCUGAGCUGCCCCGGCACGGCCUCGCCUCCCGCUGCGCUCUGCCCUGCGCUGAGCCCGCCCGGCUGCAGCCGCACGCCCUGACUGCACGGGCCUGAGAUGGCAGAAGGCAAGUGCCACCCCCAGCCUGGGGACCUGAUUGAGGUCGACCGGACAGGUUACCAGCACUGGGCGCUCUACGUGGGGAAUGGAUAUGUCAUCCAUGUGACAGAUGAAGGAGCCACAUCCCUUACGCUUAGCAGCUCUUCAAUACGUGCCACAACGGCCAAGGUGAAGAAGCAGCUCCUGAAGGAUGUGGUGGGAAAUGAUAAUUGGCGUGUCAACAACAAGUAUGACCACUACUAUACUCCUUUCCCUGUGAAGAAGAUCAUCCAGCAUGCAGAGCAAUGGGUUGGCAGGGUGGUACCAUAUGAUGUGCUUAACAAGAACUGUGAGCACUUUGUGACAAUGCUUCGCUAUGGAGAAGGAGUCUCUGAUCAGGUCAGAAAUGCAGCUGCUGGCAGUGCUGCAGCUGCCGCAGCUGGUGUUGCUGGUGUUGCUGGAGCUAUCAGUGUUGCUGGUUUUGCUGGUGUUGCUGGUAUUGCUGGUGCUGCUGGUGUUGCUGCUGCUGCUGCUGCUGCUCUUGGGAUGGCAUUGUAUGAGACCGCAUCCAAGAAAUAGUGCUACUGAUGGGCUGUCAGGAAGAACUCAGAGCAAGGCAGGGGGAUCUCCUGGCCACAGUGGUCAUGGGUCAGCUUUUGCUACACCUGCCAUCAAGGCUUCCUACCAAUUGUGCCACCCUUGCUGUAAACAUUCAAUAAGCCUUAAUAAAAUGUCUGAAAUACA
This is a messenger RNA of Taeniopygia guttata (zebra finch), 855 nucleotides long. RefSeq names its product HRAS-like suppressor-like. Gene Ontology annotation, molecular function: A2-type glycerophospholipase activity; glycerophospholipid phospholipase A1 activity. The record is from RefSeq and is marked provisional. Gene Ontology annotation, cellular component: cytoplasm. Gene Ontology annotation, biological process: N-acylphosphatidylethanolamine metabolic process. Lineage: Eukaryota; Metazoa; Chordata; Aves; Passeriformes; Estrildidae.